AUGUACUCUGGCAGCGAUUCAACAGAGUCACAGAACUUCCCACAAUGGCCGAUAAAUCCGUCGAACUACCAAAACAUGGCAAACGACCAAGUCGAUUGGGCAGCUUUAGCCCAGCAGUGGAUAAUUAUGAAAGAGGCAGGGCCUCCUCCGAUCCCAGGCGAGCAACCGGUCGUUCUGCAUAACAAGUCCAAAAAAGAGUCAUCACCUGAAGGUGGAGAGGCUCCAAUGGACAUGGAAAAUGACAAGGAGGAACCACCAACUUGGCCUGGACCCCCACAAGUUAAUCAAAGUGAAUGGAGCUGGAACAAUCAGAAUCAAACCUGGGCUUGGAACAAUCAAUGGGUGCCACCUCCUAGUGGGGUCCCUGCCCCACCUGGAGUUAUGAAGCCUCCUCUAUUGCCAACUCCUAAUAAUUAUAAUUCCUUCAAUGCCCCACCUGAGAGUUCUAGUGAUAAUGCUGUUCCUUUCGGAGGAUCAAAUCAAAAUAAUGAUUAUUCCCCUGUAUUUUGGACAAAUAACAAAGUAAUUAAACCCAGAAAUAGACGAUAUAGUAAAGUAAAUGUACCCACACCUAUACCACCUAUGCCCCCAACUAUAACUGAAGAACCUUCUACUACUCCAACAUUAGAUGCAGCAAAAAGAAAACAGUUGCCUGCAUGGAUUAGAGAAGGUUUGGAAAAGAUGGAAAGGGAUAAGCUGAAACAACAAGAAAAAGAAAGGGAAAAACAUGAAAGGGAAAUAUACAAUGAAAAAAUCAAACAAAGUGAGAAAGAGAAGAUGGAAAUUUUAAAGACUACAAUGAAGGAACAACAGAGAAGCAGAUUUGAAAGCGAUGGAGAAGAUUCAGAAGAGGAAGUCCCUCCAAGUAAAAAAAUUAGUUUCAAACCUGAACCAAUACCUUUAACUCAAGAAGAAUUGAUUAUGCAAGUUCGCAAAAACAUGACGGAAAUUUUACUAAAAGUGACCACAGCACAAAUUGAGGCGAUUUGUCGGGAGGAACAUCAGCGGCAUGUAAAGAAAUUGAAAGCUUCAGAUCAUCGGCCGUCAGCACCCAGCGGUGCAAACAUUAGUGCCAAACUUGGACUGGGUAUCUAUGGCGAGGGUUCAGGCAGUAGCAGCGAAGAUAGCGAUGAUGAAUACAAUAAGGACAAGAGGGACUCGGAUUCGGAGCUCAAAGACAUAAUUAAAAGGAAAGUAAACGAUUUCUCGCGAACGGAACGUGAAAUCGAAGACAAAUUGGCGGAAGCGGAAAGUCGGAAGACCGGCAAUGCUAGUAGGAACACAUCUCCAGAUACAAUCGAUAACGAUUCACAGGUAGACGCUCGCUUGCAAGGUCCGUCCAAGACGCCGCCUCGGGCAACAUCGAAGACAUCACGACGUUCGCCAUCGACUUCUUCCGAUAAUAGCGACUCUUACGUGAACAGUCGAUCGAAAGCUAGCCGCAGAUCCACUUCUUCGGGCAGCGUCGACUCUCGACGACGGCCCACUUCCAAACGGAAGUAUAGUCGGUCGAGGAGUCGCACGCCUCCCAAAAAAUCAAGAACUAGAAGGUCAAAGUCUAAGACGCCACCUGCGAAAAGACAUCGACGAUCGAGGACGGCAUCGCGCGACCGUCGCCACACCAAUGGCGGCGGUUCGUCGCGUCGUCGCUCACGUUCCAGAUCGUACUCGAGUCGCUCGCGUCGGUCGAGGUCUUCCUCUUACCGGCGCACGAAGCGCUCGUACUCGCGCGACAGGACAAGAAGAUCGUCGCGAAGCGUCUCGCGAAACAGAUACACAUCCAGAAGCGGAGCUCGACGGUCCAGAUCGAGGUCCUUGCACAAGUCGGCGAGGCGCAGGAGGUCACGCUCGUCCAGCGGCGGCAGGGGUAAGAGGUCACACAGAUACUGAAGCCGAGAGACAAUUGACUGACUGGGCAGGACAAAGGUUGUAUAUUUAUUCUGAUACUGUGAUAUGAUUCGAUGGCACUCGCGGAUUCUGGUUACUGAUGCUGGUUUUCAUUGAUUUAUUUCCAUCAAAAUUAAUUUGAUGUGUCUCUAUAUUCCUCUUAUUCCAUUUAUAGCUUCUCUAUUUUAAGUCUGAUUAGAAUAUAUAUUUUAGUUAUAAUUGGUAAGUGUUUGCAAGUGAUACAUUGAUAAACCUUAUCAUGUUUAAAUAUUUAAUGCAAUUUGCAAUUCUCUAUUAAUUAUUAUUACUAAAGCAUUAAAUAUAUUACAAAGCAAGUUAAAUAUUCUGAUUUAGGGUAUUUAUAUGAGUAAAUAAAAAUAUCGAAUUUUAUCAGCAAUUUUGUUAUUGCAGCACUAUCUAACUUUUAAAAAAAUAUAGUCUAUUAGGUCUGAUAUGAAAUGCAUGAUAAGAUCCUUGAAAUAUUUAACCAGCAAGCAACCAGAAUUCGUAUAGGAAUGUUAAUAAGAUCUGAAUAUUUUUUUAUUCCUAGGUAGAUGAUAAGAAGAUGCUGUGAACUGUCUUCAAAUAAUAAUUUAACUCACAAUGUACAAACCAUUUCUCUUAAUACGUUUUAACAUUUUUAUUGGUAUUCCAAUAUUUAUUGUAACAUAUUUAGGUAUUAAGUCUUCCUAAAUAGUGAUUCAGAUUAGCAGGUUUGUGCAAUAAAAUUAUUACACACUGUAUUGUAGUUAAAACAAGUUGAUCGAAUCAUUUUGUUUAUAAUAAACCAUUAUCAUAAA
Aethina tumida (small hive beetle) is the source of this 2687-nucleotide messenger RNA. Its product is annotated as arginine/serine-rich protein PNISR. Bases 1 to 1890 code for a protein of 629 amino acids. The record is from RefSeq and is a predicted model, not a curated record. Gene Ontology annotation, cellular component: presynaptic active zone; nuclear speck. The transcript is spliced from 10 exons. Gene Ontology annotation, molecular function: RNA binding. NCBI's taxonomy places the organism in Eukaryota, Metazoa, Arthropoda, Insecta, Coleoptera, Nitidulidae.